UUUAUAUUAAUAAUAACAAGAUUACAAUGUAAAACCACUUCAGUGGUUGGUGUAAGCUUGAAACAAAUGUUUGUGAAAAAGCUUAGUGAAGUGAUUUUGUUAAAAGUGAUAAAAAGAACUUUAUAGGAAUCACGUUUCUUCAAGCUUAAUAAUAUUUAAUACGGACUGGAAAUGUCCAAACACUUCUUACUGCUGCUAUUGGCAUCAGUAUCAUCAGCCCAGUUCCUGCCAAACGGGUGUCCGGUGGACAUAAACGACUACCUCAUACCGCAUGAGACGGAUUGCUCAUCGUUCUACAGCUGCAGCCAUGGCAACAAGUUUCUGAUGCCCUGCCCGGGGGGACUGCAUUUUGACCCGGUGUUAAAGGUCUGCAACUGGCCAGCUUCAGCUAACUGCGUCGCCGGCACAACUACAACCACAGCCAGUACAACUACAAGUUCAGUAACUACAAAUUCAGAAUACCUGCCCAAUGGCUGUCCGGCAGACUUCAGCAGACAUCACCUGUUGCCGCAUGAGACAGACUGCUCUCUGUUCUACAGUUGUAGCAAUGGGAGGAGAGUACAAAUGUCGUGCGCUGGUGGACUACAUUUCGACUUUGUUAACCAGAUUUGCGACUGGCCUCACAAUGUGAACUGCGUCUCUAGCACUACACAAUCGACUACAGUCUCAGCAAGCACAACAACUACAGAGACCACUACAACUACAGCAACGCCUGCUCCAGAGCAUCUGCCCAAUGGCUGCCCAUCCAACUUCAGUAUUUAUAAACUGCUGCCACACGAAGAUGAGUGCAAUAAGUUUUAUAGCUGCAGCAAUGGGAAUAAAAUAUUGAUGCAUUGCCCUUACCACACGUAUUUCGAUUUUGAACUGCAGGAAUGUGAAUGGUCACACUUGGUCAACUGCGGACAACAAAACCCAAAUGAAACAACUACAACCACAGAACUAGUGACGGAUGCUCCUACAACCACAGAACUAGUGACGGAUGCUCCUACAACCACAGAACGAGUGACGGAUGCUCCUACAACCACAGAAAGAGUGACGGAUGCUCCUACAACCACAGAACUAGUGACGGAUGCUCCUACAACCACAGAACGAGUGACGGAUGCUCCUACAACCACAGAAAGAGUGACGGAUGCUCCUACAACCACAGAACUAGUGACGGAUGCCCCUACAACCACAGAACGAGUGACGGAUGCUCCUACAACCACAGAACGAGUGACGGAUGCUCCUACAACUACAGAACUGGUGACGGAUGCUCCUACAACCACAGAACCAGUGACGGAUGCUCAUACAACCACAGAACUAGUGACGGAUGCCCCUACAACGACAGAACUAGUGACGGAUGCCCCUACAACCACAGAAAGAGUGACGGAUGCUCCUACAACCACAGAACGAGUGACGGAUGCUCCUACAACCACAGAACUAGUGACGGAUGCUCCUACAACCACAGAACUAGUGACGGAUGCUCCUACAACCACAGAACUAGUGACGGAUGCUCCUACAACCACAGAACCAGUGACGGAUGCUCAUACAACCACAGAACUAGUGACGGAUGCCCCUACAACGACAGAACUAGUGACGGAUGCCCCUACAACGACAGAACUAGUGACGGAUGCCCCUACAACGACAGAACUAGUGACGGAUGCCCCUACAACCACAGCAAGAGUGACGGAUGCUCCUACAACUACAGAAAGAGUGACGGAUGCGCCCACAACGACAGAACGAGUGACGGAGGCUCCUACAACUACAGAACUACUGACGGAUGCUCCUACAACCACAGAACGAGUGACGGAUGCCCCUACAACCACAGAACGAGUGACGGAUGCUCCUACAACCACAGAAAGAAUGACGGAUGCUCCUACAACUACAGAACUAGUGACGGAUGCUCCUACAACUACAGAACGAGUGACGGAUGCUACUACAACCACAGAACGAGUGACGGAUGCUCCUACAACCACAGAACUAGUGACGGAUGCUCCUACAACCACAGAACUAGUGACAGAUGCUCCUACAACCACAGAACGAGUGACGGAUGCUCCUACAACUACAGAACUGGUGACGGAUGCUCCUACAACCACAGAACCAGUGACGGAUGCUCAUACAACCACAGAACUAGUGACGGAUGCCCCUACAACGACAGAACUAGUGACGGAUGCCCCUACAACCACAGAAAGAGUGACGGAUGCUCCUACAACCACAGAACGAGUGACGGAUGCUCCUACAACCACAGAACUAGUGACGGAUGCUCCUACAACCACAGAACUAGUGACGGAUGCUCCUACAACCACAGAACCAGUGACGGAUGCUCAUACAACCACAGAACUAGUGACGGAUGCCCCUACAACGACAGAACUAGUGACGGAUGCCCCUACAACGACAGAACUAGUGACGGAUGCCCCUACAACGACAGAACUAGUGACGGAUGCCCCUACAACCACAGCAAGAGUGACGGAUGCUCCUACAACCACAGAACGAGUGACGGAUGCUCCUACAACCACAGAAAGAAUGACGGAUGCUCCUACAACUACAGAACUAGUGACGGAUGCUCCUACAACUACAGAACGAGUGACAGAUGCUACUACAACCACAGAACGAGUGACGGAUGCUCCUACAACCACAGAACUAGUGACGGAUGCUCCUACAACCACAGAACUAGUGACAGAUGCUCCUACAACCACAGAACGAGUGACGGAUGCUCCUACAACUACAGAACUGGUGACGGAUGCUCCUACAACCACAGAACCAGUGACGGAUGCUCAUACAACCACAGAACUAGUGACGGAUGCCCCUACAACGACAGAACUAGUGACGGAUGCCCCUACAACCACAGAAAGAGUGACGGAUGCUCCUACAACCACAGAACGAGUGACGGAUGCUCCUACAACCACAGAACUAGUGACGGAUGCUCCUACAACCACAGAACUAGUGACGGAUGCUCCUACAACCACAGAACCAGUGACGGAUGCUCAUACAACCACAGAACUAGUGACGGAUGCCCCUACAACGACAGAACUAGUGACGGAUGCCCCUACAACGACAGAACUAGUGACGGAUGCCCCUACAACGACAGAACUAGUGACGGAUGCCCCUACAACCACAGCAAGAGUGACGGAUGCUCCUACAACCACAGAACGAGUGACGGAUGCCCCUACAACCACAGAACGAGUGACGGAUGCUCCUACAACCACAGAAAGAAUGACGGAUGCUCCUACAACUACAGAACUAGUGACGGAUGCUCCUACAACUACAGAACGAGUGACGGAUGCUACUACAACCACAGAACGAGUGACGGAUGCUCCUACAACCACAGAACUAGUGACGGAUGCUCCUACAACCACAGAACUAGUGACAGAUGCUCCUACAACCACAGAACGAGUGACGGAUGCUCCUACAACUACAGAACUGGUGACGGAUGCUCCUACAACCACAGAACGAGUGACGGAUGCUCCUACAACCACAGAACCAGUGACGGAUGCUCAUACAACCACAGAACUAGUGACAGAUGCUCCUACAACCACAGAACGAGUGACGGAUGCUCCUACAACCACAGAACGAGUGACGGAUGCUCCUACAACCACAGAACCAGUGACGGAUGCUCAUACAACCACAGAACUAGUGACGGAUGCACCUACAACCACAGAACGAGUGACGGAUGUUCCUACAACUACAGAAGCUGCUACUGAUGCCCCAAUAACUGCAGAAAAAGUCACUGAUGUUCCUACAAUAACGACAGAAUUAGAAACUGAAGCUCCUACAACCACAGAAAAGGUCACUGAUGUUCCUACAACUACAGAAGCAGAAACUGAGGCACCUACAACUACAGAAGCUGCUACUGAUGCCCCAAUAACUGCAGAAAAAGUCACUGAUGUUCCUACAAUAACGACAGAAUUAGAAACUGAAGCUCCUACAACCACAGAAAAGGUCACUGAUGUUCCUACAACUACAGAAGCAGAAACUGAGGCACCUACAACUACAGAAGCUGCUACUGAUGCCCCAAUAACUACAGAAAAAGUCACUGAUGUUCCUAUAAUAACGACAGAAGUUGAAACUGGAGCUCCUACAACGACAGAACAAGUGACCGAUGCUCCUGCAAGUACAGAAGCAGAAACGGACGCUCCCUCAACCACAGUAUGGGUGACUGACCCCCCUAUAACUGCAGACAUAGUCACUGAUAGUGCAUCAACUGAUGCCCCAUUGACCACAAAAGCGGCUUCUGAUGCCCCUACAGAUAGUCCAUCAACUGAUGCUCCGUUGACCACAGAAGCACCUACUGAUGUCCCUACAGAUAGUCCAACCACUGAUGCCCCGUUGACAACAGAAGUGGCUUCUGAUGCCUCUACAGAUAGUCUAUCAACUGAUGCUCCGUUGACCACAGAAGCGGCUUCUGAUGCCCCUACAGAUAGUUCAACAACUGAUGCCGCGUUGACCACAGAAGCAGUUACUGAUGCCUCUAUAACUACAGACAUAGUCACUGAUAGUGCAUCAACUGAUGCCCCGUUGACCACAGAAGCGGCUUCUGAUGCCCCUACAGAUAGUCCAUCAACUGAUGCCCCGUUGACCACAGAAGCGGCUACUGAUGCCCCUGUGACCGCGGAAGCCGCUACUGAUGCCCCUACAACUACAGACGUAGAAUCUGAAGCUCCUUCAAUGACAGAUCGAGUCACUGAUAGCCCAUCAACUGAUGCCCCGUUGACCACAGAAGCGGCUUCUGAUGCCUCUACAGAUAGUCCAUCAACUGAUGCCCCGUUAACCACAGAAGCGGCUACUGAUGCCCCUGUGACCGCGGAAGCCGCUACUGAUGCCCCUACAACUACAGACGUAGAAUCUGAAGCUCCUUCAAUGACAGAUCGAGUCACUGAUAGCCCAUCAACUGAUGCCCCGUUGACCACAGAAGCGGCUUCUGAUGCCCCUACAGACAGUCCAUCAACUGAUGCCCCGUUAACCACAGAAGCGGCUACUGAUGCCCCUGUGACCGCGGAAGCCGCUACUGAUGCCCCUACAACUACAGACGUAGAAUCUGAAGCUCCUUCAAUGACAGAUCGAGUCACUGAUAGCCCAUCAACUGAUGCCCCGUUGACCACAGAAGCGGCUUCUGAUGCCCCUACAGAUAGUCCAUCAACUGAUGCCCCGUUAACCACAGAAGCGGCUACUGAUGCCCCUGUGACCGCGGAAGCCGCUACUGAUGCCCCUACAACUACAGACGUAGAAACUGAAGCUCCUUCAACGACAGUUCGAGUCACUGAUAUUCCAUCAACUGAUGCCCAGUUGACAACAGAAGUCGCUACUGAUGCCCCAACAACUACAAUAGAAGAAAACGAUUCUUUUACAACGACAGAAGAAGUAAACGAACCCACUUCAACUACAAAAGCGACUGACCCCAUCACAACGACUGAAAAAGACAUUGCUACAACUACAAUAGGAGUUACAGAGGCACCAACGACUACCGGAAAUCCUGACGAUGUAACAACGAUUUCUGAUGGUGAAAACGAAUCAACCACCUCUGCUGACAGUGGAAAUUAUUCUACCACCUCUGCUGACGGUGAAAACGAUUCAACGACAGUUGCUGACAGUGAAAACUAUCCAACGACUGUUGAUGACAGCGGAAGCGAAUCAACCACCGUAGAUGAUAGUGAAAAUGAUUCAACCACCAUUGCUGACGGUGGAAACGAUUCUACAACGAUUACUGAUAGUGAAAGCUAUUCAACGACAGUUGCUUAUGGAGAAAACGAAUCAACAACGACUGCUGACAUUGGAAACGCAAACGAAGUCACCAUACCAACGACCGUUACUGAACAAGUUUCAACAACCACAGCUGUGACAACGGAAGCUCCGUUCGUCUGUCCACCAGGCACUUUUGGGAACUUCCCUCACCCGUAUUUGUGUAACGUGUUUUAUAUGUGCGGAGGCGGACUGCCUACAAGGUUGACUUGCCGCGAUGGAUUCGAAUUUGAUCCGGCAUUGGAGAGAUGUGUUGAAAUAGCAGCAGGCGGUUGUACUCACCCAUUUACAACUACAAUUAAGAACGAAGAACAAACUACAACUACUACAGAAAAAGAAAUAUUCACUGAGACUACUCCAUCAGAAAUAACUACAAAAAUUCUCGACAGUCAAGAAACUACACCAUCAGAAACGACUGUUGCAGAGGUUACUACAGAAAAAGCUACAGAAGUUACUGUAAAUGACAGUGAAAAGACUACUGCAUCAGAAACUACGAUUUCAGAAGAGUUUACUACAGAAACAGAACCAGCCAUAGAAGUAACUACAGAAAAAGUUACAGAUGUAACUACAGAUAAACUUUCUGAAGCCACCAUCGAUGACAGUCAAAAAACUACUAGAUCAGAAACGACGAUUUCAAGUGAACUUAUUACAGCAACAGAACAAACUCCCGAUGUGACUACAGAAAAAGAAUCUACCGAAGCUACCGAGGAUCAAAAAACUACUGCAUCAGAAACGACAAUUUCAGAAAUUACUACAGAAGCUAUAGAAACAACUACAAUUCCAGUGGAAACGACCACCAAAUUCGAUUGCCCUCCAUUAUUUAUUGGAAAUCUGCCAGAUCCGGUCAAGUGUGACGCGUUCGUACUAUGCGUCAUGGGAGAUCCGAUAUUCCUGAAUUGCUUGCCUGGAAAUGAAUUUGAUCCCGUUACUUCGGGCUGCAUCCCAUUAGCUCCUGGUGGUUGCACCAUGGGAUCCGAAUCGACGACAGCUCUAUAUACUGACCAGCCUUCAACAAUCACUGACUCACAAACAGAAAACGAUACUACAAUGACCGCAGAAACAGUUGAGCCUAUUCGAACAACAGUUGAGCUUGUUCAGACCACUUUAGAAUCUUUAGAAACAACUACAGAGGUACCUACGACUGUUGAAUUUGUGGAGACGACAGUCCAAGCAACAGAUGACCCAGAAGUAACCACAAGGCUGCCAGAAAAUAUAGUUCUGCCAACAGAAACUACAGGGCUGUCAUCAGAAACUACAGGGCUGCCAGAAGAAACUACAGGGCUACCAUCAGAAGAAAUCACGGAACUACCAGAAGAAACCACAGCUCUUCCAGAUGAAACAGAAAUUCCAGAGUUAACAACAGAAGUUCAGAUUCCAGUAGAGACAACAACUGAAGAAUUCGUUUGUCCAUUGGGUGAAUUUAUCCAAAUACCGCACCCCACUAAGUGUGACGCAUAUUACAUGUGCACUGGACUGCCUCAGCCCAUUCUACUGACGUGUUCUGAUGGCCAGGAGUACGAUAUUGUGGAGAUGAGAUGCAUAAAGAUCGCUGAAGGGGGCUGCACUUUAGGCCCAAUUCAAACGACAGCAGUCGAUGACAGCGCAGUUGACCAAAGCACAGUUGAUCCAAGCACAGUUGCUCAGAGCACAGCUAGCCCAGUUAGCGAGGAUUCCACUAAUGGUCGAGUUGUUGACCCAGAUCUUCCUGAAGGAACAACGAGCAUAGAGCCAUGUCCCCCAGGAUUCAUUGGGAUCCUACCAAACCCUGACAGAUGUGAUGCAUUCGACAUGUGCACAGGAGAUAAGCCAAUUCAGCUAUUCUGUUCUUUGGGAUUGGAAUUCGAUCCGAAUACUGGGCAAUGUGUGCUGAUUUCUGAAACCGGUUGCACAGCAUCGAGGACGUAAAAGGAUAUUCUGAAGUUUGAAGACUGCCUAAAAAUAGAAAGAAUUGAGUUGCUUUUUACAAAAUUAGUGCCUCAACAAUUUUUAUUUUUUUAGUCAAUUUUAUUGUACAAAUUCAAAUUAUAUUGCGAUCCUUAGUUCGCACUUAUAGCUACUAUUUUUUUAUUCCUACAUUUUAUUUUAGAACUGUUCACAAGGUUGUCCACAACUUUAGUACAAUUUCUUUUGUAUUUUCUUGAAUUUUCACUGUAAAUAUUAAAAUGAAAUAGAUCGAUUUUCUUAUUUUAUGUAAAUAAAACUUCUACUAUUUAUAGUUAUUAUCUAUAUAGACUGACAAAAAUCCCGCCAUUUUUUGUGUUAUUAAAAGUCACGAUUUUGGUUGUGAUGUAUAUUUGUUAGUUAUUUUUAAGUGUUUUUAUUGAAAACCAGAAAUAUAAUGCGCAUUAUGAAAAAACAUCU
Molecule: messenger RNA, 8076 nt
Organism: Ostrinia nubilalis (European corn borer)
Lineage: Eukaryota; Metazoa; Arthropoda; Insecta; Lepidoptera; Crambidae
Product: mucin-2-like
Exons: 10
Coding region: 172-7620 (2482 amino acids)
Cellular component (GO): extracellular region
Molecular function (GO): chitin binding
Source: RefSeq, a predicted model, not a curated record